AUGUCUGAUUUGAUGGAUGCAGAAACGCCAAGUACCGUGGACUAUAACAAGCCUGGUUGCGUCAAAGGCAGUGGUCGCGAGUAUUGGGACGAUGAAUAUUAUGAUUUAGGACCUUCAGAUGAAGAAACAGAUAGUGCCAGUGGCACGAAAUCAACCAUUGGAGUCAACAGCUCCAGGGAUUUUUCCUCCAGCCUCAUCAGCCCAGGAUAUUACUUUGAUCCAAGCGAUAACAGCACUUGGACUAUUUGUGAUUACCCGUUCUGCAACGCAUUUUGGAAUGCUCACGAUAAGAUCAAGGCAGCUUCGCGCAAUGGCCCAUUCAUAAGAUUAAACAUAGGAAGACGUCUAUCGGUUUUGAACAUCGAGUAUUUGCGGAGGAUGAGUACCACAAGGAGCGCCUUAGAUGUUACUGUGAAUAGCAAAAAGGAAUCAGCCGACAUCGCUUUGGAGGAAGAACAUGCCAAGACAUUGGUAAAACCAAAAAUUCUUGGAGGAAAAACAAACGCUAAUCGGCACCUGGACUCAUCAGAUUACAGAACUGUGGAUUAUACCUUAGAUUCCGAAUACUAUGAUGACGAAAGCGCUGCAGUUGUCGUCCUAUCAAAGAUUUACAUUUCAUUGUAUUGUCUUAUUUUGCAAGUAAAUUUUGCACAUUGA
Molecule: messenger RNA, 657 nt
Organism: Helobdella robusta
Lineage: Eukaryota; Metazoa; Annelida; Clitellata; Rhynchobdellida; Glossiphoniidae
Exons: 5
Coding region: 1-657 (218 amino acids)
Source: RefSeq, a predicted model, not a curated record